GGAAGAGGAGGGACAGGGCCGGCCUGUGAGCGGCUGGCUGUUCUCUGCAGAUCUAUAGGCAGCAGUCAGGACUAAAGUCAGAUAGAGGAUCCUCCGAGACGUCCUGGUCCCUGGGGUGGUUAGUGUUGCUGGGUGCGAGGUGGGGAGCUAACCAGCUGGAGGGUUUGAGGAGUGGAGCAGCUGUGGCCAAGCCAAGGUUUGAAAGAACUUCUCAGAGGAAACAUCUAGAUCAGUACUACUUUUUAGAGCUAGUUCUUACUGUUUACUAAUAACCACUUCUGUGCAGAAAAACAGCCACUCUACUUUCCAUUUUGCUGCCAGAGACAACCACAUCCUCCUCACCUGCACCACAGGUCCCCAUGGAGAGCUCAGAUGCAGAGUUGGACCUGCAGAGAAGUGUUCAAGCUGUGCUCCGGGAGCUCAGUGCCCAGGCCCCCGCCCUGCAGAGCAACCAGGGCAUGUGGAGGUGGUCCCUGCAUAAGAAGGUUGAGCGAGAUCCUGGUAAGAGCCCAGUGCUGGUCCGCAUUCUGCUCAGAGAGCUGGAAAAGGCAGAAAGCGAGGACCUCCGGCACAUCAUCAUCCCCCUGCUACACACUCUAAUGUAUGUGCUCACUAAGGCCACAGGCAUCACAGAAGAACUCUACCAAAGAACCUAUGCCUUCUGCACCAGGUUACUGACCCUGCCCACCCCCUACUGCACAGUUGCCUUGGACUGCGCCAUAAGACUGAAAACAGAGACAGCCGUCCCAGGGACACUGUACCAAAGGAUGGUCAUUGCUGAACAGAACUUGACGAAUGAACUGUAUCCCUACCAAGAGAGAGUGUUCCUCUUCGUGGAUCCUGAGCUGGUGUCCGCCUCUGUGUGCAGUGCCCUGCUGCUGGAGAUCGAGGCAGCCCAGGUGACCCCAGAGGCCUGCAUGCGCCACGUGGUUUCCCACGCCCUGCAGGCGGCUCUGGGGGAGGCUUGCCACGCUGGUGCUCUGCACAGGAAGCUGCAGGCCAGCUCCCGCCGUGUCCUGGAGCACUAUUUCCACGCAGUGGUGGCUGCAGUGGAGCAGAUGGCGAGCGAGGCCAGCCCAAGCCGGGCGGGACACCUGGAGAGGCUGGAGGAGAUUUACUGCUCGCUGCUGGGGCCGGCGGCCACAAGGGGACGCUGCAGCGGUGAUCCUCUCCAAGACCGGCCACCGAACAUCCCUCUGCCCAGCCCCUACAUCACCUUCCACCUGUGGACAGACCAGGAGCAGCUCUGGAAGGAGCUGGUUCUCUUCCUCCGCCCACGAUCCCAGCUGCGCCUCAGUGCUGACCUGGAGGCUUUGGAUCUGCAGGGCCUUGGGCCAGACCGGGACUUGGCCCGGGUGUCCAUGCUGUCCACUGACAGUGGCAUUGAACGAGACCUUCCUGUGGGAGUUGAUGAGCUCCCUGCCCCCGGCAGCCCGGAGACGGAGCGGGCCGGCCUGCAGCGCAAAGGGGGCAUCAAGAAGCGCAUGUGGCCCCCGGACUUCUUGAUACCUAGCAGCUGGGAUGGGCCACUGGGGCUGCACCGGAGGACAGGCAGGCCCAGUGGGGAUGGGGAGCUGCUGCCUGGGGUCUCCCGGCUGCACACGGCACGGGUGUUGGUGCUGGGGGACGACAGGAUGCUGGGGCGCCUGGCCCAGGCCUACCACAGACUCAGGAAACGGGAGACCCAGAAGUUCUGCCUCACUCCCAGACUCAGCCUGCAACUCUAUUACAUCCCCGUGCUGGCGCCUGAGGAACCCUCAGCAUCCAGGCAGCCGGAGCUGGGAGAGCUGGCUGCGUUCCUGGGCCGCGCAGACCCGUGGUAUGAGAGCACCGUCAACACCCUGUGUCCCGCCAUCCACAAGCUGGCUCAGAUGCCUCCUUGCUUGGACACAUCCCGGACUGUGGAUCCGUUCAUCCUGGAUGUCAUCACCUACUAUGUUCGCAUGGGGACCCAACCCAUCUAUUUCCAGAUAUACACAGUCAAGAUGUUUAGCGACCUGAGCCGGGACCCUACAGAGGACAUUUUCCUCACUGAGCUAAAGGUGAAAAUUCAAGACUCCAAGAUCCCCAAAGAGGGCUUUUCACCCCGGAGGAGAGGUGUGACCGAGGGCCCCGGUGCAGAGCUCUCCAUGUGCUACCAGAAGGCCCUGCUCAGCCACCGACCCCGAGAGGUCACCGUUAAUCUGAGGGCCACUGGGCUGGUCCUGAAGGCCAUUCCAGCCAGUGAAACGGAAGUUUCAGGGUUCCCCCACUGCCCCCCAACUGCUGCUCCAGUUAUGGACCACACAUGUCUGAAUGUCAGUGUGACCGAGGUGGUCAAGUCCUCCAACCUGGCAGGAAAGUCCUUCUCUACAGUGACAAAUACCUUCCGGACAUCCAACAUCCAGAUCCAGAGCCAAGAACAGAAGCUGCUGACUCUGUCACUGGACAAGGACAGUCGGCGUACCUUCAGGGAUGUGGUCAGGAAAACACUUCACACAGCUCCCGGGGAAUCCUCCCAAACGCCACGCGGCUUGUCCAGGAACCCCCAGCUGGAAAUAUCUCUCCGGGAAAUCCCUCCUCCUGCACUUCCCCAACCAAUGGGAACUCUCGGGGAAUCCCCGGAAAUCCCCAGAGAACUCCAAAAUAGUGCGAGAACUCAAAAGUUGCGGCAGAGGCAGAUAGUAAUGCCUCGCCUGUCAAUCAAUACUGUUGGCAAAAUGCCAGGAGUCAUACAGACUCGGCCGUGGCUCUCAGCAUCUCCCCCUUUUUGUUUAAUUAAACAACAAGCAAUGUGGCUUAGGGACCGUGCCUGUUAGGCAGUCCAAUUCAACAUAUGGUCCUUACCCGUCAUCGGAUGAACUGACCUCUAGGCGUCAGCCUCUUUUCUUAGGUUGGUACCACUGCAAUUGGAUCAUACCCGUCACUGACUACCAGUCCAGCAUACAGCCAUACUUGUGGAUAGGCCUUUGCACCAGUGGGGGGGUGAGGUUCUUUGCCUCACCUCUGUUGGCCCCCAAAUUUGGCCUUGGUGCCAGUGGGGGGGUGAGGUUCUUUGCCUCACCUCUGUUGGCCCCCAAAUUUUAGACCAUCACUAGUAGAAGGGAGGAGGAUGCAAAAUGCCAUGACACUAAGCCAAUUGAGGGCUCCUUUGAAAAAUUGUACCACCGGUGACACCAUCAGCAAAAAUACUCCAGCACUACCACAAUUCGCUGCACCAACAGAUAGUUCACAAUGCAUACAAGUGAUACAUAGUCCAGGCAAGUUCUGCAAGCAGUUCAAAGCAGAGGAAUCUGUCAAUAUGUCCAUUUCCUCCCAAAGUAAAUCGACUCCUUGAUUGAGCAUUA
Messenger RNA from Marmota monax (woodchuck), 3326 nucleotides. RefSeq names its product phosphoinositide-3-kinase regulatory subunit 6 (gene Pik3r6). NCBI's taxonomy places the organism in Eukaryota, Metazoa, Chordata, Mammalia, Rodentia, Sciuridae. The coding region runs from base 360 to 2798 and encodes 812 amino acids. The transcript is spliced from 21 exons. Gene Ontology annotation, biological process: G protein-coupled receptor signaling pathway; positive regulation of MAP kinase activity. Gene Ontology annotation, molecular function: 1-phosphatidylinositol-3-kinase regulator activity. The record is from RefSeq and is a predicted model, not a curated record. Gene Ontology annotation, cellular component: phosphatidylinositol 3-kinase complex, class IB.